GCCGGGAGGGGCGGAAGGUUCUGGAGGGCUGGCGGGAUCUGGAAGCUUCCGCCGGACGGGUAUAUAGAGUCCGGGACGGGGCAGCUGCGGAGCCGGAGGCGGCGACAGCUGGGCGGCGGUGGCCAUGGGCAAGGACUAUUACCAGACGCUGGGCUUGGCCCGCGGCGCGUCCGACGACGAGAUCAAGCGAGCCUACCGCCGCCAGGCGCUGCGCUACCACCCCGACAAGAACAAGGAGCCCGGCGCCGAGGAGAAGUUCAAGGAGAUCGCCGAGGCCUACGAUGUGCUCAGCGACCCGCGCAAGCGCGAGAUUUUCGACCGCUACGGAGAGGAAGGCCUAAAGGGUGGUGGCCCCAGUGUUGGUAACAGUGGUGGUGCUAAUGGUACCUCUUUCAGCUACACAUUCCAUGGAGACCCUCAUGCCAUGUUUGCUGAGUUCUUCGGUGGCAGAAACCCCUUUGAUACCUUUUUCGGGCAGCGCAACGGGGAGGAAGGCAUGGACAUCGAUGAUCCGUUCUCUGCCUUUCCCAUGGGUAUGGGUGGCUUCACCAAUGUGAACUUUGGACGCACCCGCCCUGCCCAAGAGCCCUCCCGAAAGAAGCAAGAUCCCCCAGUCACCCACGACCUCCGGGUCUCCCUUGAAGAGAUCUACAGCGGCUGUACCAAGAAAAUGAAAAUCUCCCACAAGCGACUGAACCCUGAUGGAAAGAGCAUUCGAAAUGAAGAUAAGAUCCUGACCAUCGAAGUGAAGAGGGGCUGGAAAGAAGGGACCAAAAUCACAUUUCCCAAGGAAGGGGACCAGACCUCCAACAACAUUCCAGCUGACAUCGUCUUUGUUUUAAAGGACAAGCCACACAAUAUCUUCAAGAGAGAUGGUUCCGAUGUCAUCUAUCCAGCCAGGAUUAGCCUUCGGGAGGCUCUCUGUGGUUGCACUGUGAACGUUCCCACUCUGGACGGCAGGACCAUCCCUAAGGCCUGCCUCUCCCCAAAACACCUGAAAAACGUGGGGACCUUGUUAUUGAGUUUGAAGUCAUCUUCCCCGAAAGGAUUCCCCUGGCAUCCAGAACCCUCCUGGAGCAGGUUCUUCCCAUCUAGCCGCCUGCAUUCCCCGAGGACUGAGCAGGGACUUUUCCAGACCUUUCACUGGUUGCAUACUGCGGGAGGGCCCAGGGAGGGCUUCUGCUCUGCCGAAUGUUUUCCACAGAAUAUAUUACAAUCUUUCAAAGUCGCACACUAGACUACAGUGAUUUUUUGAGCGAUAGGCAGGCGGUGGGAACAGCAGCCCUCCUGGAAUGGAGCCACCCUCUGCACCCCAGCUCCUGCCCGAGGGUAUGAGGCAGGCCUGUGACUGGAUUCACCCCUUUGCUGUCCUUUAGUUUCUGGCUGCCAUCUCGGGUACCAGACCCUGUGCACUAGUCAGUCUCCACUGUGUGAGAGGUUCUUGUUUUCUUCUGUAUUUGUCCCAAGCCUUGUUUCUCCCCAGAAGAAUCCUGUCUUGUCUUGGCCAUCUCAAAUUGAGAGCAAUUCAGUAGGACUGCCAGGCCAGCAUCACAAGCAAUACCUGGUGACAGGGCCACGGGGCCAACCUCAGGUGGGCAAGUCUCACUGCCACCUCCUCCAGGUUUGAGACUUGAACGACCAGGAAAUUCCUGGACUUCUGGCUCUGUUGAAGUCAGCUGGUUGGCUUAUGUCACGGUGUUUGUCGGCCCAAAGGUAGUCCUUGGCCAUACCUGGGACUUCAGAGACCCAGGUGAUUUUUUGUGUGUGUGUAAUGGACUCUGAACUCUCAAAAGGAUACAUUCCUUUUGAAUUUUGCACAGCCCGAAAUAUAAUCCCUUUAUAUAAAAGGGUCUUUGCUUCUGAUGAAAGGAGCACUGUGGAACGUCUGUAAAUGUUUUUAUAAUUCCAUUCGAAGCUGGUGUGCACUCAGAUGAACGCAGUCCCUGUCAACUACUGCUGUCCAGGGCUGUGAUGGAAGCAGACCUGGGAGUGAAGGUGUCUGUUCUUUGAAGCUAGCCCAGUGCUCUGACAUUUGACUCAUUGUAAGUUGCCACUACGAACACGAGACCAAAGUGUGUGACUUGUCAUUAUGCAGUGUGACAGCAUUAAAGACUGAUGCUAAACCUCA
Messenger RNA from Microtus oregoni (creeping vole), 2128 nucleotides. RefSeq names its product DnaJ heat shock protein family (Hsp40) member B1 (gene Dnajb1). NCBI's taxonomy places the organism in Eukaryota, Metazoa, Chordata, Mammalia, Rodentia, Cricetidae. Gene Ontology annotation, cellular component: cytosol. The record is from RefSeq and is a predicted model, not a curated record. The transcript has 4 exons. Bases 125 to 1237 code for a protein of 370 amino acids. Gene Ontology annotation, molecular function: transcription corepressor activity; Hsp70 protein binding.